This is a messenger RNA of Mastomys coucha (southern multimammate mouse), 3576 nucleotides long. It is a transcript of the gene Ltb4r2, whose product is annotated as leukotriene B4 receptor 2. Lineage: Eukaryota; Metazoa; Chordata; Mammalia; Rodentia; Muridae. Gene Ontology annotation, biological process: inflammatory response; neuropeptide signaling pathway. Gene Ontology annotation, molecular function: leukotriene B4 receptor activity; G protein-coupled peptide receptor activity. Gene Ontology annotation, cellular component: membrane. The record is from RefSeq and is a predicted model, not a curated record. The transcript has 3 exons. Bases 140 to 1216 code for a protein of 358 amino acids.
AAGAGACCUGGAGACAAUGAAAGGCACGGGGCAGGAUUAGGUACCUCAUCCACAGCAGCUGGCUUCUUCACCUGUCACCUCCCUAAAUCUCUGCACCUUCCAACGCUGUUCUCUCCCAGCUGGCUCCCCUCCUAGAAGGAUGUCUGUCUGCUACCGUCCGCCUGGGAAUGAGACGCUGCUGAGCUGGAAGGGCUCGCGGGCCACCGGCACUGCCUUUCUACUGCUGGCGGCGUUGCUGGGACUGCCAGGCAAUGGCUUCGUAGUGUGGAGCUUGGCAGGCUGGCGGCCCACCGCGGGGCGGCCACUGGCGGCCACACUUGUGCUGCACCUGGCGCUGGCCGACGGCGCGGUGCUGCUGCUCACGCCGCUCUUUGUGGCCUUCCUGAGCGGACAGGCUUGGCCCCUGGGCCAGGUGGGCUGCAAGGUGGUGUACUACGUGUGCGCGCUCAGCAUGUACGCCAGCGUGCUGCUCACCGGCCUGCUCAGCCUGCAGCGCUGCCUGGCCGUAACUCGGCCCUUCCUGGCUCCCCGACUGCGCAGCCCGGUCCUGGCCCGCCGCUUGCUGCUGGGGGUCUGGCUGGCCGCCCUGGUGCUCGCCGUCCCUGCCGCGGUCUACCGCCACCUCUGGGGUGAUCGCGUGUGUCAGCUGUGCCACCCAUCGGCGGUGCACGCCGCUGCCCAUCUGAGCCUGGAGACCCUGACUGCCUUCGUCCUGCCUUUUGGGACCGUGCUGGGCUGCUACGGCGUGACGCUGGCGCGGUUGCGGGAAGCGCGCUGGGGCUCGGGGCGACAAGGCACGCGGGUGGGCCGUCUGGUGAGCGCCAUCGUGCUGGCCUUUGGCUUGCUCUGGGCUCCUUACCACGCCGUCAAUCUCCUACAGGCGGUAGCGGCGCUCGCUCCGCCGGAAGGACGCCUGGCCAGGCUCGGUGGGGCAGGCCAGGCGGCGCGCGCUGGAACUACAGCCUUGGCUUUCUUCAGUUCCAGCGUCAACCCGGUGCUCUACGUCUUCACUGCGGGGGAUUUGCUGCCGCGGGCGGGGCCUCGGUUCCUUACUCGACUCUUCGAGGGCUCUGGGGAGGCCCGAGGGGGCAGCCGCUCUAGGGAGGGCACCAUGGAGCUCCGAACUACUCCUAGGCUGAAAGUAGUGGGGCAGGGCAGGGGCAAUGGAGACCCCGGAGGCGGGGGCAGGAUGGAGAAAGACAGUCAGGAGUGGUAGACUAGACCCUAAACCCCAUCUCAGGGCUCCCCUACCACUUUUCAUUGUUCUCAGGGCUCUGGAGUACUUGGGGACCCUUCUCUGAUUCCAGUUUGAGUUUGAAUCCCACAGACCAUGGGAUUGUGAGGGUGACCAUGACCUAUGCCCAAAAAUUUGUGCUUGCAGUACAGCCUGGAUCCGUGUAUCCAACACUACUUACACGUUGCCAGUAGGUAUUCUUGUGAAAUACACUGGGAAGCCAUUCACUGAUGGCUUAAGUGUGCUCCUGGAUUGUACUGAAGCCAUCUUUCUCUACCGGGCCAGGUCAGGACUGGAUGGUGUUAGCCUUCAGCGGCUUUCUGUCCUGCUUCCCCAUCCAGGUUACCUGCUUCCCCAGGCCUAUCUGGAGAACCACUCUAGAGUUUGGAAGGGGGUGGAUAAAUUCUUAGAUGCAUUUAGGAGGAAGAAGCUGGCCUGUGAGCGGGGGAAGAAAAUCUGUGUAGCGUGAAGGGAAAAUGUUCCUGCUUGACUGGGGGUUGGCACUGAGACAAAAGCACAUGACUGGAUGGGGGUAAAGGAACCUGGGACCCCAAGACUUAACCCUUCCCUCUGACCCUGGGCUACCCCUGCAUAGCCCCUAAAAGCCACCAGGCCUAAGAAGAAGCCCAGGAGCCAGAACUUGCUUUACAAGGGAAAGUUUGAAGGUUGUUGAGGAAGAGGUGUGGGAAUGGCAGGGGAAUCUGGAAAACUGGAAGUCAUGCUCAGGGAGGUGGUUCCUUCCUUUUCUCUGUCUUUUCUCCCUGUUGCCUUUCCUCUUCCCAAGGUGUUAGAAGUUCCUAACCCUUCUCCAUUACUUCCAGCCUCCAUUUUUUGGAAUCUCCCUAUUAUCAGAUCUAAAACCUGAAUGACCCUUUUGAUUUGGGGGACAGUAGAAUGCAAGGUUUUUUUUUUUUUUUUCCUUUAGGAAAUGUUACGGGCACACAAAUGACCGGUCCUUCCUAGUUGGCUCAGAACAUUCUUACUAGGCCUCAAAAUUCCUUGUUCCCAUACCCAUCAGUCCCCAGCAAGCCUGACCUCCCAAGUGGCUACUCUGGGCUCUAUUUCAAUGACGUUUCUCACCCUUCAGGCAGAGGCCGACACACACACAAAAAGGGAACCCAGUCUCCAGGGUCAUGCUACAAACACCAAAAGCAGGGUUGACGUGACUUCUGAAUCAGGGAGGAAGUGUACUUAGCAUGCCUAGGCUCUGGAGAAGGAGGAAAGACUGCUUUCUAAGGAAGAUGGAGUGGAAAGUAGCCCGGGAGAGAGUGCCAAGGCAACCCACGGUCUGCUUGGAAGGCUGUGCGUGACCCUGGAGCUUUGAGCCCGAAGCUCCAUUGUGAAACACAGAAUCCAUCCUGUCCUGGUGCUCUGGAGCAGGGGUCCCUGAACUUCCCCUGCUGUAUGCUCUUAGCCUUACACACCCCAUGUGGUCAGAGAGAUCCUUCCUCAACUCUGCCUUCUGUUCUCUUGCUGUGGUUUCAGCUCCCCUUUUCAUCAUAUCCUCUGCUUGACAGUUACUGGGCCAGCAAGUGAGGGCACUGGAGAACACAAGGGACGUCUGUGAUCACCAUUACGCUGCUUUUCACCUUUCCUAAGAAGUGACAGCGUGAAUGACAAAUGGAAAGGCCCGUGGCAGACUGAAGGAAUGUGUUCUUAGUGCUACAGGGCACUUCAAAGAGAGCCAGCAUCCUUUCUUUUCCUGAGGGGAGUAGAAGACUGUGGUGGCUUUCCAUCCUUAGAUGCUCUUGUGGCAGGGCUGGAAGGAGGUGCUGCUGGCCCUGGGCCAUCCUGUCUCUUCUUCGUUCUCAGCAUACCCCUAGCUUAGCCCACAUUCUCUCUGUCAGAGUUGAAAUCAGAUGGUACAAGGCUGUAGGGAUAUAGGAAAGAAGUGUGGAUUCUUGCCUAGAUCCUAGUAAGAAAGUCCACCGGGGCUGCUAAGUGGUCAAGUGGGUAGGGGAAGACAUCGGUAUUUUGUAUCACAAAGGAGAUCACUUAGACUUGGGUGUCUCUCAAAAAGAAGACACCAAAGAGAGUUGGCUAACCUGUAAUGGCCAGUGCUGGAUGUGGCUUGUCUCCUCCAACCACACCACGGUCAUGGUCUGACCUGAAGUCAGGAUUAGGUUGUGGUUCCCUUUGUUGAUUUUUUUUUUUUUUUUUACAUUCUCAUUGAUAUUCUUUCUCUUUGUACCCCCUCCCCUCCCGUGACUGUGGAUCUGUCUCUCUCUCUCAAUCUCAUAUAGCCUAGGGUGGCCUUGACCCCAGUAUGCUAUUUUUAUAUCAUGAUGUUACCCUAACUCACAACAAUACACAGAACAUAGUUAGUCAACUUAAUCUAAAAA